AUGCGUCUACCUUAUGUUCCCAACCCGCCCGUCGACUUGGACGCAGCAGGCAGAGCCGUCCUCAGUCAAAUAUUAGCGCGUCGAGGUGCGAGUGGGCUCAUCUCACUUGACUGGGCUCUUCUUCACUCACCAAUCAUUGCUGGAGGUUGGUAUUCCUUCUUUGGAGCAAUUUAUUCCGGCUCUAUCUUUCUCCAUGAUCUGUUGGAGCUUGCGGUAUGCAGAGUUGCAUUGCUUAAUCGAGCUUGGUACCAAUAUGACGGGCAUGUCAGAGUAUUAGCGCGGUGUGAAGGAUUUGAUUUGGUAAAACUUAAAAUACAGUGGGCUGUCCUAAGAUAUGCCGACGCAAUGACAAAAGACAUUGCGGUUCACGAUACAGUAUUCAGGGAUCUCAGAAAUUCAGGGCUAAAUGAUAGAGAAAUUAUAGAGCUCACUUUGACUAUUGCGGCCUAUAAUGGAGUGAGCAGAUUUCUUGUCGCAUUGGACGUCGGAGAAAGAAAUUCGAAACCUACGGUGAUUGAAGCAACUGAUCCUUCAAAUUCGUCAUCGUCGUGA
Molecule: messenger RNA, 552 nt
Organism: Trichoderma asperellum CBS 433.97
Lineage: Eukaryota; Fungi; Ascomycota; Sordariomycetes; Hypocreales; Hypocreaceae
Source: RefSeq, a predicted model, not a curated record